AUGAGGCAACGACGAGCCAAGAUCUACCGCAAGAUGCUGCAGCAGUACUCGCUGCAGUUCGGCUUCCGCGAGCCAUAUCAGCUUCUCGUCGACGACACAUUCGCGCUCGCGCUGGCGCGGUACAAGAUCAGCGAUCCGCUCAACCAGUUUGGCAACGUGCUCCAGACGAAAAAAGUCAAGCCGCUCAUUACGCAGUGCUGCAUGGCGGCGCUCUACGCGCUCGGCAAGGAGCACCAGCCGACGGUUGAGAUGGCCAAGGCGUGGGAGCGUCGUAUGUGCAACCACCGUGAAGCCAUCGCGCCGACGGAGUGCAUUAAGCAAUGCAUUGGACCGGAAAACAAGCAUCGCUACAUCGUCGCGUCGGAACAGGCAGAGCUGCGUCGCGAUCUAAGGCUGAACGUGCCAGCACUGCCGCUGAUGCACUUUACACAGGCCGUGAUCGUGCUGGAGCCUAUGUCGCCGCUCACGCGCAAUAGGAUCGACGACAAGGAGGAGGACAAGCUCAACCUGCCCGCGAGCGAGGCGGGCCUGCUCAAGUCCAAGCCCGAUGUCGAUGUGGACAUUGUCGGUGCCGAAGCGACCGAAGAGGGAAAGGAGGAGAAGGAGGGUGGUGCAAGGAGGAGGAAGAGGAAGGCACCUAAUCCGCUGUCGGUGCGAAAGGCCAAGAACCCAAAGCUCACAAUGGAGCAAAAGCUGCAGAGGGAACAGGAGCUCAAGAAGCAAAAACAGCGUGCAGCCGCCCGUGCGCGCUUGCAGGCGACGAACCCCGAAGCGGCAAAGCUCGCCGAUGAAAAGUCGCCAGCAAGAAGGAAGCGUAAGCGCACUGCCCGACCCGCCUCCACCGCCGUGACUUCCACUGCUGCUGAUGCUGAGGCUGCACCCACCUCCAAGCCCACCUCGGCGACGGAUGCAGGCACCGAGCCAGCAGCCAAGAAGAGGCGCCCGCGCACAAAACGUUCCCCCACCACCGCCCCCACACAACCCACUGCUUCCGCACCAGCAUCCGAGUAA
This is a messenger RNA of Moesziomyces aphidis, 1011 nucleotides long. The record is from the annotation of a GenBank genome assembly. Lineage: Eukaryota; Fungi; Basidiomycota; Ustilaginomycetes; Ustilaginales; Ustilaginaceae.